AUGUGGAUAACUACGACAGCUGCCGACCGCUCCAGAAAUGCUGAAAACCCGGAUGACGUCAACCGGGUUCUCGAGAAGCACAAACCUCGUGAGCGACUAUCAAAAAAGCUCCACCUUGUGUUUCCAAAGCAGAAAUUCUAUCGCUCUCUCCGUCGACUGACAAGACUUCGCGUGGCGGACGAUUCGUCAGUCUCAAUAACUGCGAUUGUCAAAUAUUUAGUCGAAGAGAUCCUUUGUUUGUCUUAUGAAGCUAUGCGUCGUGAAAGGCGCAAGAGGUUAACGCCGCGUUACAUUGGCAUGGGGAUUCGCGUUGACGAUGAACUGGGAAAACUAUUCAAGGGCAUUCUUAUUCCAUCCGCAGGGCAAUUUGGUGCUUUUUAUCUUGGGUCUUAA
This is a messenger RNA of Haemonchus placei, 393 nucleotides long. The record is from the annotation of a GenBank genome assembly. Lineage: Eukaryota; Metazoa; Nematoda; Chromadorea; Rhabditida; Trichostrongylidae.